Molecule: messenger RNA, 1455 nt
Organism: Lathyrus sativus (Indian pea)
Lineage: Eukaryota; Viridiplantae; Streptophyta; Magnoliopsida; Fabales; Fabaceae
Source: the annotation of a GenBank genome assembly
AUGGCAGGAAAAAGCAAAGAAAAGAUGGAAGGAGGAAGAAGAGGGAGGGCUUGUGUUGUAGUUUUGGGUGACAUUGGACGCAGCCCUAGAAUGCAGUACCAUGCCCUCUCACUCGCCAAUCAGGCUUCCCUAGAGGUUGACAUUGUUGCAUAUGGAGGCUCAGAGCCACAUACUGAACUUCUGGCCAACCCAUCUAUUCAUAUUCACCUAAUGAAGCAGUGGUCAACAGCUCGUCAAAGCUUACCGAAGAUACUUCAACCUUUCAUGCUUUUGUUGAAGCCCUUGUUUCAAAUUUUCACGCUUCUUUGGUACCUUUGUAUAAAGAUACCUUCUCCUGAUAUUUUUAUUGUCCAGAAUCCCCCAUCAGUUCCAACUCUGGUGGCAGUAAAAUGGGCUAGCUGGUUGAGGAAAUCAUCAUUUGUCAUAGAUUGGCAUAAUUUCGGAUAUACUUUACUUGGACUGUCCCUUGGAAGGAAUAGCCGUUUUGUCUCUUUAUACAAAUGGUUUGAGAAUCGUUAUGGGAAAAUGGCAGACGCUUCUCUCUGCGUAACAAAAGCAAUGCAGCAUGAAUUGGCUCAAAACUGGGGGAUUAAUGCUACAGUUUUGUACGAUCAACCUCCUGAUUUCUUUCAUCCAACUUCGCCGGAAGAAAGGCAUAAGUUGUUUUGCAGACUGAAUGAACACUUUUAUCAUCCUCUUGGUGUUAGAGAUUGUGUUAGUAAUGGAAGUUCGUUGACGAGUAGCCAAAUCCAAAAUGAGAGUGUAUUUACAACUGAGGUUGGUUCAGACAUAUAUUUGAAGCCAAACCGGCCCGCACUUGUUGUAAGCAGCACGAGCUGGACUCCCGAUGAAGAUUUUGGCAUUCUCUUAGAAGCUGCUUUAAUGUAUGACAGGCGUGUUGCAGCUAUAUUGAAUGAAGAUGAUUCACUAGAUGAGGAGGUUAUGUGGAAAGAAAUAUCUGAUGGAAAACAAUGUUUAUAUCCCAGAUUGUUAUUCGUCAUCACUGGUAAAGGUCCUGAAAAAGCAAAGUAUGAAGCUAAAAUAAAGACAUUGAAACUUAAACGUGUGGCAUUUCGCACCAUGUGGCUGACUGCAGAUGAUUAUCCAUUACUGCUAGGAUCAGCUGAUCUAGGUGUUUGUCUGCAUACUUCAUCAUCAGGAUUAGACCUUCCCAUGAAGGUUGUUGAUAUGUUUGGCUGUGGGCUGCCUGUUUGUGCUGUUUCAUACUCUUGCAUUAAAGAGCUGGUUAGCGUUGACAAAAAUGGUCUUCUCUUCUCUUCAUCUUCAGAGCUAGCUGAUGAACUUUUGACACUCUUCAAGGGAUUUCCCGUUGCGUGCGAUUCUUUGAAGGCUCUCAAAUCAGGUGCACUAGAUACUGGUUCUUCAUCAAGGUGGGUUACUGAAUGGGAAGAACAUGCAAAGCCACUAAUAACUGAGGUUAUAUCAAGAUUUUGA